This is a messenger RNA of Ailuropoda melanoleuca (giant panda), 633 nucleotides long. RefSeq names its product ATP synthase subunit O, mitochondrial-like. The record is from RefSeq and is a predicted model, not a curated record. NCBI's taxonomy places the organism in Eukaryota, Metazoa, Chordata, Mammalia, Carnivora, Ursidae. Gene Ontology annotation, biological process: proton motive force-driven ATP synthesis. Bases 1 to 633 code for a protein of 210 amino acids. The transcript has a single exon. Gene Ontology annotation, molecular function: proton-transporting ATP synthase activity, rotational mechanism.
AUGGCAGCAGUCGCCGGACUCCGAGUGCAGGUGCGAAACUUCAGCACUGGAACUGCCAUGCAAGUUGCUAAGUUGAUCCGGCCUCCAAUUCCUGUGUUUGGACUGGAAGGUCGCUAUGCAACUGCUCUUUAUUCUGCUGCUUCAAAACAACAGAAACUCGAACAAGUUGAGAAGGAACUCACCAGAGUAUCAGCUUUAGUAAAGGAGUCCAAAACGUUCGCUCUCAUCACCAAUCCUCAUGUGAAGCGUGCUCUCAAGCAGAAAACCUUAAAUGAUAUCUUGACGAAAGAAAAGCUCACUCCCAUCACUGUAAAUUUUGUCUGCUUACUUGCAGAAAACGGUCGCCUGAAGAGCGUUGGUGGCAUCAUUAAUUCCUUCAGUAAAAUUAUGAGUGCUCAUCGUGGUGAAGUGACUUGUGCGGUCACAACUGCAAAGCCUUUGGAUGAGCCCACACUAGCUGACUUAAAGACUGCAUUAAAUGCCUUCCUGGCUAAAGGUGAAGUUCUGCAACUAGAGACUAAGACUGAUCCUGCUAUCCUCGGUGGAAUGGUUAUCACCAUUGGUGAUAAAUUUAUUGACAUGUCUACCAAAGCCAAGAUUCAGAAACUGACCAAAAUUAUGAGGGCCCCAUAG